GCAGUCAGACCCUCUUGGCUAAACUAGCUUUCUGGAAUUCCCCCUGGUUUGGGUAAAAAAUGACGCUUGCUGAGUAAGACAUGUUAGAGUUGGAAGGUGCAAGAGGAAAGCUUUGUAUAUCAACGUAAUAACUUUAUGAAGUACAGCGCCGUCUACCAAUGACUUGACUGGAAGUGUGUGCUGCAGCCAAUCACACGCUGUGAGGAGGAGUCAGUCACAGGUACAAACUGAAAGUAAGGAAGGGAGGAAAGAGUAAGAGACUGUUUAACCUUCGUCUUGAGCUUUUAAUUAUUUGGCUUAAGAAAAUGCCUUUUGCAAGUGACGAAUUAUACAGACGUUAUAUACGGCACAACUUGCCAAGGUAUGUGGACAAAUUGAAACCAAUGGAAAUCAUGGUUCAUCUCCCCUGCCUUACUCAGUCUGAUGUGGAUGAAAUAAUGGCUAAGAGCGAGAGCAGAGGCAGUUACGACGGUGUGGUGCUGCUGUUGGACUGUUUGAAGCGGAGUGAAAACUGGCCUGAUGAUUUAAUCAAGGCCCUGAGAUCCUGUGAACAAUGGGAACUUGCUUCAGAGCUUGAGAAGGCAUAUGAAUCACUCAGGGUCCGGCCCACUAGGAGUAGUGGGACUCCUGCUUCUGUUCCUAUGACUGCUCCAGUGGAUGCCAGCCGUCACACUGUCUCAAACCUUCCAGAACAUGCCACUACUGAAGCUGUCCCAGCUGUUCCAGCUCCAGCAGAGACGGGCCACUCAGCUCCACUGCCCAGUCCCUUUCAGGCGGCUUCCAGUGAUAAGGGCAUCACCCCUAAUCACACAGAUACUCUUAGUGGUCCGGGUGAGACUGACUCACAGGUGUCUGCGUUACCCCAUGACGCCCACCCUCGAGUCACAGAAGAGCUUAAGAAUGCCUCUGUAGUAUCUGCACCUACUCCUCAGGAGAGCCUAAUUGGCAGGCCAGUACAGGAUACCAACCCACCAGAUGCCAGUCCAAACCCAUUUCCAAAGCUAGUACAGACCUCCAGUUCAAGCAAUGAUCAGGUAAUUGAUAACCAUCCCCAUGCGGAGCCUAGUCCAGCACGUCAGGCUCAGCGUACUGCCAGGCCAACUGCAUCUUCUGCUGAUCUUAACCAAGCCGAAAAUCUUGCAACUUCCACCUCCAACCAUGAUGCCAUUUCUGAAGAAAUGUACUUUAGCAAGCCUGGAACACUUCGUGCCCAUUCUGCUGAACAACACCAUUAUUUUGACAAUCAAAGAGCUGCUGAAUCAGUGGAAGAGGAGCCAUACUCUGGUAAUUCUGAGCGCUUGGAGAUGAGCGAAUCUGUGCAACACCGAGAGCCGGAAGAGAACUCUUAUGAGAGCCUGCUCAAUAGUCAGGAUGUGCGUGUAAUUGAAGGACAUGUGACUGAAGAGAUCCCUAUACUCAAUCAUGCAGGUCAACCCACAAGCCCGGCAAAGGAAAAACUGACCACUCGUCAUGACAUCCACCCCACUUCUGGAAGAGCUGACAUUGCAACCCAUGAUUGUACACAAGAAGGGGGACCCAGCUUCCCCUACAACCUGUUAGAGAACUACCAUAUCCCUCUUUUUGUUCUGGCUGGAGCAUGCAUUCUGGUCUUGGUAGGGAGACUGAGGAAAUAGUUAUGUUAAAAGGGGAUGGUGAAUGUACAAUAUCUCAUACAAUAUCAAAAUCUAUCUAUAUGCUUGUCUUUUGAAAAAAGAUAUUUUAGUUGAAUGUCUAUACAUUUCCUCACAUGAGUUUAAAUAUAUUUUUUCAUAUUUUGCCUAACAUUCUCUUUUGUUUUGUAUAUUCUUUAUUCAUGUAAAACUUUCAUAUAAGAAGACUAUUAAUCAUGAGCACGUGUGUCCCUUUCAGUGAACCAUUCUUAAUACUGCAGUCCAAUAUAUUUUAGUACAUUACAUAUCAGUUUGAUUUAGCAUAUUUAUCAUUCUGAAAAUAAACCUUAAGAUUUUCUUUAUUUUUGUUUCUUUUAAUGCCACAUAAUGCCAAGUAUCUGAAAGCACUUGUUCCUUAAAACUUGAAGAUAAUAGUUGAGUUAUUCUGAUUGAAUUUUUAAGUAUUGGUCUUGUUUUGGUCUUGGGUUUAGAUGAGUCGUGAUCUUGUCUUGAUCUUGAAGCAGAUGGUCUUGAACACAUCACUGGUUUUGCGCAGCAGCUGUUUGAUCAAUGUUAAGUGCAGCCAUGGAUAAAUAGCUAUCAUUGGCCUGUUUUCUUUAAGAAAAAAAAGAACUGAAGAGGACUGAAAAGGAGGAGGACUGGAUUUAAAUAAGACACUUUGUACUUCAGUUCAAAACUCAGAUAACUGCCUUGUGUAGAAUUGGUUUCCUUUUUAAGUCUUGCGUGGUGCAGCCUCUGUGCAAAGGAGUUCUGAAUUGUGACAUACUGUAUUGUUUAUUUAAUUGCUUUUUGGGUUACGCAACAUAUAUUUUCACUCCCGGAAAGUAGACAAAGUGAUAAGCACUUUUUCACUUUCAUAACUUUUACACAUAUUAUAAGAAUUGCACUUAUUGUCCUAUAAUGCCUGGUACUGUCAGUUUUGUUAAUUAUUUUUGUCUUACAUAAGAGGUUCACUUAAAAAUUGUGUUUUGUUUGGUGUUAGGUUUUAUUUGGUUUGGUGUUAAUGAGAUAAAUAAAAACAUAUUGUAGGUACCCAUUGGGCGGCGAGGCAUAUUGGACUGGUGCCUGCCCUGUAUAAAAUGUAAAUAGUUCCCUGUAUUUUUUUAUGUAUUGUGGUGUUACUCUACUGUUUUUGUCAUAUUUGGUGUUAGUGUUAAUUGUUGCAAAACAUACUGAUGGCAUGUUGAAGCUUGUUUAAAGUUUGCUGCACAACAUUUGGACAAGCCAAUGAAAUACUGGGAGAAUAUAGUCUGGUCAGAUGAGACUAAAAUUGAACUCUUUGGAUGUCAUAGCCCACACCAUGUAUGGUGAAAUGGCACUGCACCCCAAAAUCACCAUAUCAACAGUGAAGUUUGGGGUUGGGAACAUCAAGGUGUGAAGCUGUUUUUCAGUAUAUGGUGCUGGGAGACUUCGUAUAAUUGAAGGAAGGAUGAAUGGAGAAAUGUACCUUGAUAAGAAUCCGCCAGAGUGCUGAAGAUGAAACGUGGGUGGACAUUUCAGCAAGACAAUGAUCCCAAACACACAGCCAAGGAAACUCUCAAUUGGUUUCAGAGAAAGAAAAAACUGCUAGAAUGGCCCAAUCAAUCACCCAACCUGAAUUCAAUUGAAAAUUUAUGGAAAGAAUUGAAGAUCAUAGUUCAUAGAAGAGGCCCCACGGAACUGUCAAGAUUUGAAGAUAGUUUGUGUGGAAGAAUGGGCCAAAAUCACAGCUGAGCAAUGCAUGCCAUGUUUCUCUAUACAAGAUUCAAGAUUCUUUAUUUGUCACAUGUAGUUAUAGCUGGUACAACAUACAGUGAAAUGUGUUUUCCUGGCUGAACUCCGACUGUGCUAGACGUAGGUGUCUUUGGGCUGUCAUUAGCAAUAAAGGCUUUUCUACUAGGUAUUAAAUUAAUUUCAGUAAGUGUG
Molecule: messenger RNA, 3536 nt
Organism: Paramormyrops kingsleyae
Lineage: Eukaryota; Metazoa; Chordata; Actinopteri; Osteoglossiformes; Mormyridae
Source: RefSeq, a predicted model, not a curated record